Molecule: messenger RNA, 5212 nt
Organism: Achroia grisella
Lineage: Eukaryota; Metazoa; Arthropoda; Insecta; Lepidoptera; Pyralidae
Gene: RpI1
Product: DNA-directed RNA polymerase I subunit RPA1
Exons: 3
Coding region: 162-5126 (1654 amino acids)
Biological process (GO): DNA-templated transcription
Cellular component (GO): RNA polymerase I complex
Molecular function (GO): DNA binding; DNA-directed RNA polymerase activity
Source: RefSeq, a predicted model, not a curated record
ACUCAGUCUUCUAACUUUGGUUAUAAUUUGGUUAAAAUUCAAUUCAUUAUCCAAAUUGAAAAAUCAUUAUUUAUUUUAUAAAAACCUCUUUACAGUCCUUACUUAUUAUUUCAAUCUGAUUUUUUUAGAAUAUGUAAAUAAUAAGCCCGCCAGAUCUAAAUAUGGCUACAAAAACCUCAUUUCCUUCGGUCCUGACUGGUAUGACAUCCAUCGAUCCAGAUUAUGUCCAGUUCUUGACGUUCAGUGAUGAAGACAUCAAGAAACUAAGUGUGGUGAAAAUAACAAAUCCUAUUUCUUUUGAUGGUGUAGGAAACCCUACUCAGGGUGGUUUAUAUGACUCUGCUUUAGGACCAGUGAGAGAUCGGUUUGAUGCUUGUGCAACAUGCGGCAAUGUACUUCUUCAUUGUCCUGGCCAUUUUGGUCAUAUAGAACUUCCUUUAGUUGUAGUAAAUCCUCUCUUCCAAAAAACAAUAUAUUCACUGUUCCGGAUAAGUUGCCUUAAGUGCUUUAAAAUCCAAAUGGAUAAUAGAACAAAGUUUCUAUUAAAGCUUCAGCUAGAAUUAAUAGAAGCUGGUCAUGUAACUGCUGCACUUGACUUAGAACAUUUCACUGGAGAUAUUAAGGUACUUAAUAAAGAAACUAGAAAAGAAAAAACUCACAAAGUGAUUAAGAAAUGUCAGAAAUUGUUAAAAAGUGUAGAUCCUGUUACUGAGGUGUUUCACAAUAAGAACUCGGAUAAAUUACGUUCGAAAAUUAUGAACAGUUAUUUUCGGUCUAUAAAUAUAGCGAAAACCUGUGCAUUUUGCAGUAACAAGUUAAUCAAAAUUACAACAUCUGCGGGUAGACUUAUGUGUAAUAGUAGUAGUGAUGGUACUGGUAAAGGAGUGAAAAUACUCAUGCCUGAUGAAAUAAAAAGCUACUGCACAAAAAUUGCUCAAAAUGAUGAAGAUAUUUUAAUUCACAGCAUACCACUGCUUCGAAAUACAAAAGUAAAGCCUGUGACUGAUAUAUUUUUUAUGGAAGUAGUCCCCGUGGUACCAAAUAAUAUUCGACCCUGUAAUGUAUUACAAGGAGAAUUGGUAGAACAUGCUCAAUCCAAUAUUUAUAAGUCAAUUUUGCAAAUAUCGUUUACCAUUAGAGUUAUAUUGCAAGUUUUGUCAGCAUCUGAUCACCAAAAAACUAUAAAUAAUUUGGAUAAAAGACCUCGAAAUGUAUAUGAACACGCUUAUGGUGGAACACCUGCUGAAAAAUUACAUAAUAGUUGGCAAGAGUUGCAAAAAACGGUUAAUAUGCUCUUGACCUGUGAAAAUCAGGGGUUUGCUAGUAAAGGUUUAAAACAAAUAAUAGAAAAGAAAACUGGUUUAAUUAGAAUGCACAUGAUGGGUAAAAGAGUAAACUUUGCUGCUCGGUCAGUUAUUACACCAGAUCCCAAUGUGGACAUUGAUGAAAUAGGUGUUCCAGAAGCUUUUGCCAAAAAACUUACAUAUCCUAUACCAGUAACUGAAUGGAAUGUUGAUGAACUACGAAAAAUGAUUAUAAAUGGACCAAAUAUUCAUCCUGGUGCUGAAAAACUGGAAAUCGAGAAUGGACGAAUUAUUAGGAUUCCACCUGAUUCAAUUCAAAAAAGAAAAAGUAUUGCAAAGAGGUUAUUGACCCCAGAUGAAUAUAAAACAUCUGGUUUAAAAAUUGUGCAUAGACAUUUGAUAAAUGGUGAUAUAAUGAUACUAAACCGUCAGCCCUCACUUCAUAAACCUAGUAUGAUGGCCCACAGAGCAAGAAUACUCAAAGAAGAAAAAACCUUAAGAUUGCAUUAUGCCAAUUGUAAAUCUUACAAUGCUGAUUUUGAUGGUGAUGAAAUGAAUGCACAUUUUCCACAAAAUGAAAUUGCAAGGAGUGAGGCUUAUAAUAUUAUGUCUGUUCGUAAACAAUAUCUGGUCCCAAAAGAUGGAACUCCAUUAAGUGGUUUAAUUCAAGAUCAUGUCAUUUCUGGUGUGAAAAUGUCCCUCAGAGGAAGAUUUUUUUCGAAAGCUGACUAUCAGCAAUUAGUUUUUCAAGCCUUAACCAGUCAUAGAGGUGAAAUAAAACUACUCCCACCAACAAUCAUAAAACCAGUAAUGCUUUGGUCAGGGAAACAAAUUUUGUCUACUAUUAUUAUCAACAGCAUACCUAAGGGAAAAGCUUAUUUGACAUUAAUGGGGAAAGCAAAGAUCAGUUCCAAAGCUUGGCAGAAAGAAUCACCCAGAAAAUGGAAAGCAGGUGGUACACCAUUCCUAAAUCCAAAUACCAUGAGUGAGGCAGAGGUUAUAAUAAGAAAAGGAGAACUCUUAUGUGGAGUGUUAGAUAAAUCACAUUAUGGCGCAACACCCUUUGGCUUAGUUCACUGCAUGUACGAGCUUUAUGGGGGAGACAGUUCUAGUGCUCUAUUGAGUUCAUUUUCGAAAAUAUUUACUUAUUAUUUACAGUGGAUUGGUUUUACUUUAGGUGUCAAGGAUAUUCUUGUUGUAGAAGAAGCUGACAGUAAACGCGAUGAUUAUAUUUGUUUGGUUAAAGAUGUUGGUAGAGUUGCAGCUCUGAAAGCCACGGACCUGCCAGUAGAUAUUGAUGACAACAAAUUAAAGGAUACUAUAGGUGAAAGGUACACAAAAGAUCCAAAAUUUAGAGCUAGUUUAGACCGACAAUAUAAAAAUAUGCUUGAUUCAUACACAAAUAAUAUUAAUAAAGUCUGUUUAUCUGAGGGCCUAUUAGAAAAAUUUCCCUACAAUAAUUUGCAGCUAAUGGUUCAGUCAGGUGCUAAGGGUUCAACUGUUAAUACCAUGCAAAUAUCUUGCCUACUAGGCCAAAUUGAGUUGGAAGGUAAAAGACCCCCUCUGAUGAUAUCGGGCCGUUCUCUCCCAAGUUUCCCCCCAUUUGACACAUCCCCUAGAUCUGGAGGAUUCAUCGAUGGUCGUUUUAUGACUGGUAUACAACCACAGGAAUUCUUUUUUCAUUGUAUGGCAGGUAGAGAGGGUCUUAUUGAUACUGCUGUAAAAACUAGUAGAUCUGGUUAUUUGCAAAGAUGCUUAAUCAAACAUUUAGAAAGCUUAAAUGUGGCAUAUGAUCAUACAGUCAGAGAUUCUGAUGGAAGCGUUAUUCAGUUUGCUUAUGGAGAAGAUGGUCUAGAUGUUCUUAAAUGUCAGUACUUUAAUGAAAAUCAAUUAGAAUUUCUUGACAUCAACUCAAAUGUUGUUGUGGGCAAGUCGGUAAUAAAGAAGCUUAAAGAAAAUUCCGACCCAAAGUCAAUAGCUAAAUCAUAUAAAGCACUGAAAAAAUGGAAGAAAAGAAAUGGAAAUCCACUACAAAAGUCACGAUUGAGUGCUUUUGCAAAAUUUUCAAUCGAUGCUAAAAAAGAUAUAAUACUUGAAAACAAACCGACUGAUCAAACUAGAGAUCCAUAUUACUGGACACUCGAAAAAAUGUGGCGUGAAUUAAAUGAAGAAGAUAAACAGCUAUAUAAAUCAAAGUCUUGUCCUGAUCCCAUACCGAAUAAAAUGGCUCCUGAAUACAAGUUUGGUGUUAUAAAUGAACUACUGGAUGGCAUGAUACAGAGCUAUAUGAAAAAUCGAGUAGAAAGUCAAUUUGACAAUUACACAGAAAAAGAUAAAUUCGUAGAAGUAAUGAAUGCCAAAUAUCUAGCUUCGAUGGUUACCCCUGGUGAACCUGUAGGAUUAUUGGCUGCUCAGUCUAUUGGUGAACCAUCUACGCAGAUGACAUUGAAUACCUUCCAUUUUGCUGGUCGAGGUGACAUGAAUGUCACUCUAGGUAUUCCUCGACUCCGUGAGAUCCUUAUGACUGCGUCAGUAAAAUUGAAAACUCCGAGUAUGGAUAUACCCUGCCGCACUGAUAUUCCAAAUAUGCAAAAGAAAGCUGAGCGUCUCAGGCAAAAGCUGAACAGAGUUAACGUGGCAGAUGUUUUAGAAAAAGUUCACGUGCAAUGCGAAAUAGUAACAAAACCUAAUAGAGAAUUAAAGACAACACUCCGAUUCACAUUUUUACCUCACUCUCAAUAUAAGACUCAAUAUUCUGUAAAACCACCACAGAUUAUAAAACAUAUGCAGAAUAAAUUCUUUACGGAGAUGUUUACUACUAUAAGGAAGCAUGCGAAGACUACAUGCGGUGUAAUGUGGUCAGCAGAGAAAGAAAAGAAACGGCGGCAGGUCGGAGGUGAAGACGAAGAGAACGAGAAUCCUGUUGAUACUGAAGAAAAAGGGGACAGUGGUAAAGUUGAUGAUAGCUCCGACGAAGAAGGUCCUAACGAAGAUGAUGACAAUACUGAUGCAAAAAUUCGUCAGAAAAGAACAGAAGAACAAGAGUAUGAAGAUCCAGAAUCCGAUGAAGAAGAGAAAUCUGAAGAUGAAUUAGACCUAGUAGAUGAACCGACGAAAAAUUUGGAUGAAGAGGAAAUUGCAGAUGGUCUAGAUGAGACACAAAAGAUCUCCAGUAAAGUUGUCGGCAGUGUCCAGAAUGCCACUAACUACUCUUUUGAUACGAAUAAUCACCAAUGGUGCGAAAUAACUGUACUAUUUCCUGUAUCAUUCUUAAAAGUAGAUUUGUCUCAGGCGCUACGUGAAACCGCUAUGAAGUCGACUAUCUACGAGGUUAAAAAUAUCAAACGAGCUAUUACAACCAAAGAAAAAGAUGUAUGGUAUAUUAAAACUGAGGGCAUAAACAUCUUACAAAUGUUUAAAUACAAUGAUCUCUUGGACUUAAACAAGUUGUACAGUAACGAUAUUCACGCCAUUGCGAACACUUACGGCAUAGAAGCAGCUAAUAAAGUGAUCAUAAAAGAGAUUCAGAACGUAUUCAAUGUGUAUGGUAUCACUGUAGAUGCUAGGCAUUUGUCACUAAUAGCGGAUUAUAUGACUUUUAACGGCAUAUUCGAACCGAUGAGCAGGAAAGGUAUGGAGGCUUCUAGCUCACCUCUGCAGCAAAUGUCGUUUGAAUCCUCAGUAAUAUUUAUGAAAGACGCCAUUUUGAAUGCAAAGAAAGAUAAUUUACGAUCGGCAUCUAGUUGUCUGAUGAUAGGUCAACCAUGCCGCAGCGGAACUGGUUGCUUCACCUUGCAACAUUGCAGCAAAGUUAUUGUAUAGUAAUUUCCGCCAAUUACGUAGUUAUUAACACAUAAUUGAUUUCAAUCUGUUGUUAUGAUUUUAGUUUUUAUAAGUAAUACAUUAUU